AUGGAGGAAGACAACGACCAUCGAGAGGACGAAAACCUGUCCGGUGCCUUGGAAGGCAGCUACAGCUCGUUGUGGGAUGAUGCCGAUGGUAAUAACGUGUUCGAGGACCUUAGAACCCCACGAGAUUAUGAUGCACACUCCAUCAUUGACGUGCUGUCUAGUCAGCUGAAGAACCGAGAGAUUCCGCAAUAUUUGGAUGAAUUCGAGGUUGUGAUACCCGAUGCGGAAGUGGUAGUCGGCGCUGUGCCCAUUGAAGAGGUACAGCUGAGAGAGCAGCAGGUGGAGGAAGCCAAGCUACGUCAAGUUGAGUUAGAGAGCAGUUUGUACCGUCAGCGGGAGAUUCGAUUGGCUCAACAAGAAGCGCUAGCUCGGGAACGAUUACUACAGGAAGCUCAUCGACGACACGCAGAGCUGGUGCUGAAAGACCGACAAGCUGCUGAGGCUAUGAAGUUUCGUGCACGAAGAAUCGGUCACGUUUUCCAACAGGCUGAGUCGCACUUAACAGAUACGCUUAAGAAACAGGAGGCAAGAGUAGAACAGCUCUACGGAUCGCUGGCACCUUCACGCGUCCCACAAAGCCGUAAACGGUACCGCGUUGAAUGGUCUCGAAUCCCCUUAACAAUUCGCAUUCGAGGUAGAAUGCUCAACGCUGUGAAAGAUAAACUACCGCCUGGUCAGUACGUUAUGGUAGCAACGCUGUACGAUCGUCUGGGUGGCCAUGCACUACACUGGACGAACUGGGAUCCUGAAGUGCCCUCAAACGCUGCAACUACCAGUGACACCAAGUCCAGACGCACACACGUAGGUCGCCCAAACUUCACGCGGCCGUUCCACCACCGCGGCCGCUUCUACAAUACGGAGGUGGUAGUAAAUCAAGACAUGUUUGUGGUCUGUCCACCAGAAGUCGAGCUUCGACCAGGUAACACUCUGGUGUUUGAGCUGUUCAUGCUUUCCCAAACUACCUCAGCCGCCUAUGCGGGGGCCAAUGCAGCGUCUAGACCUAGGAGAAGACGUGGAGGAGGUCAGUUUAUGGACCAUGCAAUGGCAAUGCAAACCGAUCACGUUGUCGCUUGGGGGGCCUUGCCACUCUCAACUCCAGAAUUUCAGGUCGUACAGGGUAAAUUCAAGCUGCCACUAUUACGUGGCGAAAUGGACCAUACGAUGGAUAAGUACAAGGACAUGGAGAAAAUGUACCAAACCGACUUAUCCUCGUGGCUCUGCAAUUUCUAUAUCCAAGUAUACCACCUGCCCAAACCUCCAGCUGUGUUGCAACAUCGACGUCGACCCGAAGGUGAUGACUCAUAUGACGCGGAGAUUGACGAACGUGGAGAAUUAGUGCGACUGAUUGUUCCCGAGGUGGAAAACAAUCAUCAACGAUACAUGCGUAAAAUGUCCACUGCGACGUCAAACUCCGCAGCAAUUCGAAAGCGGUCGAUAUCCACUGAUCGCCACAACAGCAAUGAUGGUGGUCAACACGAUGGCGGUGCUGUCGUGAGUCCUUACUCGUCCACUUCACCGCGUCUGGUUGACAAAGACGAUGCUACGUCCAUUUACCCCAAAAAGAACAAAGCGAAACCUCCUCCGCCGCGAUUUUUGUCCUCAACGCGGUGGAAGUGGAAGCGUUGGCUCGCAGGUUUUCAUCCGACCAAGAAGACUCGUGUCUACGUACGUAGAAGUGCCUUUCUGUGGCUCGUGUGA
Molecule: messenger RNA, 1698 nt
Organism: Phytophthora infestans T30-4
Lineage: Eukaryota; Oomycota; Peronosporomycetes; Peronosporales; Peronosporaceae
Exons: 2
Coding region: 1-1698 (565 amino acids)
Cellular component (GO): perinuclear region of cytoplasm
Source: RefSeq, a predicted model, not a curated record